AGAAUGGAUGCUAAUGAAAUAUAUUGACGGUGACAACUCCGCGCGUCUGUGGAGGUCUCUUACGGAUGAUCAGCGGGAGACGUUGUGUAUAUCUGUAGCAGACACAUGGUCCAACUUCUUCGAUUACGCUUCAAAUACAUCGGGAGCAUAUACGAACAUCAAGAAAAAUCAGAAAAUCGGUAUUUUAUUGGUCCAAUGACCUACAUUCCACAAGCUGGAACUCUCGCAUCCCCAGAGGCUGCAACAUCUGGCCCAUUUUCAUCUUCCAGACAGUGGCUCGUAGCUGUGGCUAACGGCAAACUAUCCCCCACUCGAAAUAUUCCACCAGACGUCGACCACGAGCAGGAACGCAAGUGGCGGGAAACCGCUAUCGACAUCGUGCAGAAAUCACAUUUGCUUGACUCUCAGAUUCUUGACCACGAGCAGAUCGUCCUGUCCCACAUGGACUACUCACUGCAUAACAUCCUGGUCGAUCGUGACGACCCGACGAACUUCGGCUGCUGGAGAUGCGCGCACGGUGCAGCGACAUGGGCCAUUCUAUGUAUGACACUGGAGAACCAUUCCUGCAUCUAAUGUCGUGGAUUGAUGCACACUGUAUGCCUUUCUGUAGUACACGAUAAAGAUAUGAUGUAUAUUGAUUUCAAGCCUUAUCGCCG
Molecule: messenger RNA, 656 nt
Organism: Guyanagaster necrorhizus
Lineage: Eukaryota; Fungi; Basidiomycota; Agaricomycetes; Agaricales; Physalacriaceae
Exons: 2
Coding region: 106-573 (155 amino acids)
Source: RefSeq, a predicted model, not a curated record